CCGGCGACCACCUCCAACAAACUCCAACAUCACCCAGCUGCCUUGUGAAUAUCACUGGAUAAACAGCUGCUGAUACUGUCAGCGACCCUGUAUUUGAUCUUUUAUUCCGUUGUACCUUCAAUUGUGCUAUUUAUAUUUCCCUUCGCCCCUCGCCCUCCCGUCAUCAGCGUUACAUCGCUGGCCAGUUCCCUCUUUGCCCCCUCGGCCAACAUAUCACCUACUAUCGCCCAGAACCCAUUUUCCCUAGCUACCAGCACGUUUACUGUUGGGAUUUUUGGUAUUCGUUGCUGAGAAGGACGGAGAAAAAGGAUUAGCGGCGUUGUACGGUGGUCUUUAUGGGUGGUGGAUGAUAUAAUAAGGAUCAUACAUAUAUUUGCAGUUGGGGGGUUCACAUCGGCCUGUUCUGUUCAGUUUUUGCAGAGAAUAACUUAGCAACCAUUCUACAAAUUCUGUCCUGACUUUUCCUGUCAAUCUAUUCGCACUCUGAAAUUAGCAGAAGAUUGCUUCUUCGCAGGGAAGAAAAAGAGAGGGGAAGGGGAAAAUCAACUGAAGACAAAUAACCAAAAAAGAAAAAGAAAGAAAAAGGAAAGAAAAGAAGAAGAAAAAAUAUUCCAUUCACAGUUCCUCCUGGCUAAAACCAGUCAGUAUCGCAAACUUCCAAGGAAAAUCUCUUUUACCUUUGUGCCUUGGUUACUUUUCCCUGUUCUAUAUCUUUUUUCAUUGCUUUUCUUUUUCCUUUUACGAUACCCGUCAUUAUCUGUUCAUAAUCUUCGCCCGAUUACAUCUAUAUACCAAGUGCCCAGCAUGUCUACAGGACUUGCGUCUGAUGAAGUUGCGGAAGAUUACAAGAACUCGCUCGAGGACCUGACAGGAAACGAUAAGUUCCAAAUUAGCAAUCUCACAGUGAUUGCAAAGGAAAAUACUGAACAUGCGAUGGCCAUCUCCCGAGUACUGGAGAAUCAUAUUCGGACAACUCCGCCAGCUCAGAAACUUCCAGCUCUUUAUGUAGUUGAUUCUGUUGUCAAAAAUGUAGGAACGCCCUACACUCUAUUUUUGGGGCGCAACCUCUAUCAGACCUUCAUGAACGCAUAUACGCUCGUCGAUUCUCAAACCCGCAAGAAACUGGAUGAGAUGUUGAAAACUUGGAAAGAGCCUGUUCCUGGUUCCCUGGAUACUAGACCUGUUUUCCCCGUUGAAAUAACCCGCAGUAUUGAGAAUGCUCUUAUCAAAGCCAGAACAGCCGCGCUUCAGAAUCAGCAGGCAAGAAGCCAGCACGAUAUCCUUGGGCGGAAUCGCGGAGUUACUACUCCUCCAACUUCUACUACCUGGCGGAACACUCCAACCCCGCCGCAAAUUCCCCCACGACUUACCCAAUCCGCCAACCAAAAUAUCCCCCAACAGUACCCGAGUAAUGGGCACCAGCACUACCCGUCGGCUCAACCGGUUCAGCCAUACGGGCAACCAUUUCAAGAGUCAAUUGACCUUAGCGCAUUACACCGUGAUAUAGAGAGUUUGAUCGCGACCGCUCGAGCUGACUUUGCAAUUAAUCCACUUGACCCUUCAAUUCAGCAACGGCUAAAAGCUCUUUUAGACCUCCAGAACAUCCUGCAGCAGCAAAAGCUACCGCAAGACCAGCUAAAGCUUAUUCGAGAUCAGGUAUCUCAGCUUUCCCCGCAGUCACCCCAAGCUCAGCCUCCCCCUCGGGUUGUUCCAACUCCACCUAUACCCCAGGCAGCUCAAUCAAUACAAAACCACACCCCGCAGCCGAAUCUUCAAGCCCUUCUAAACCCUGCCACGAUUGCGGAGCUUAUAAAAGCGACAACAAACCAGCAAAGCCGAACACCACCACCACCGCCGGUGGUGCCUCAUAUUCCACCAUUCCUACAGCCUCAAGCCACCAGCACUCCGCCCCCCCCCGCACCGUCUACAGCACCUACCCUUACAGAGAAUCCCUUGAUUGCCUCCCUUAGAGCUCGAGGCCUACUCCCGCCCCCAACUUCAUCUGCUCCGCCAACACCCCCUAAUCUACCUUUCAUUCUCCCUGGGCAAGCGGGAUAUACACCACCCGCUGUUAUUUCACAAUUAUCUAACCCAUCUGAAGUCAAAAUUAACAUACAAAUGACCUCAGCGUCCAUCAGGAUCCCGAGGCCGAACCUAAUUUCUACGCUGUACGAAGAAAAGCCGAAUCGAUGCGGAACAUGUGGCCGCCGCUUUCAUUCAGAUGAUCAAGGAAAAGAGAAAAAGGCACGACACUUGGAUUGGCAUUUCAAAACUAAUCAGCGCAUGACUGAGGCAUCCAAGCGAGGACAGAGUCGUAGCUGGUAUCUGGGUGAGCGGGAAUGGAUAAAAUCCCGAGAGUACGACGACGAUACCGGUGGCCAAACAGGUGAAGGUGCAACUUCCACCAACGGAUCAGCGACAGAUGCUGCUGCGGCUGGAGCAAAGAAAUCAUCGCAGAAGCCAUGGAUCCACGCACCCAACGACGCGGCGCUACGCAAUGCACCAUGCCCAAUCUGCCAGGAGAAGUUCGAAUCGACGUGGUCUGAAGAAGCGCAAGACUGGAUCUGGCAUGAUGCCAGUAAGGUGGGGAGUCGUGUAUAUCAUGCAAGCUGUUACUCGGAAGUUACGAGGGAUGGCACGGCGACGGGACAGGGGACGCCGGUUGGUAGAACCGGGACUCCAGACUCUGUCUUGGGGAAGAGGAAAGCUGAGGAACCAGAAAGUGUCACAACUAGCGUUAGAAUAAAAACUGAGCCUGCAUCAUGACAUUUUGAAAUCUUCAAAAAUUUUCCUUCUCUUCUCAACCUUCCCCUGGGGCCCAACUUCCCUUCAUUUUAGACAACUCCUGUAUACCCUCCCCAAGCUCCCUCCCUCCCUGUCAACACUUGUCUUGAUAACUCCUCACGCCGUGCUCACGCCGGCCUUAUAUACCCAAUCUCCCCAUCCCUCCAUUUUUCUACUUCAGCGUAAUGUAGUAGCUACUGGUCGCAUAUAAAAUCUGUCCGAUACUUUCGUUUAGACCGUGUUUUUUAUCUGUUAUUAACUUUUUUUCGUUCACUUGUUACCAUAGGAUGGCAUGGCAUGGUAUGUCUCAUUCGAGGUCAUGCCCUGAUCUGUUUUAUAGACUCAAUCUUCGCAAGUCAAAAAGAAAAUUAGUUUUUAGCCUUCAUUAUUUUGUGCUAGCUGCGUAAAUUGUUUAGUGCUUCUUCCAUCUAUUUAAUGGAAAUAUGGCCAGUUAGUUUUGCCACUAAAUUCCAAUUUAAAAAAAUAUACUCCGUUCUUAAAGAGAAGAACCUCCAC
This is a messenger RNA of Blastomyces dermatitidis ER-3, 3300 nucleotides long. RefSeq names its product mRNA cleavage factor complex component Pcf11. Gene Ontology annotation, molecular function: RNA polymerase II complex binding; mRNA binding. The coding region runs from base 805 to 2766 and encodes 653 amino acids. Gene Ontology annotation, biological process: termination of RNA polymerase II transcription. The transcript is spliced from 6 exons. NCBI's taxonomy places the organism in Eukaryota, Fungi, Ascomycota, Eurotiomycetes, Onygenales, Ajellomycetaceae. Gene Ontology annotation, cellular component: mRNA cleavage factor complex; cytoplasm. The record is from RefSeq and is a predicted model, not a curated record.